CCACAUACAUUUCUCCAUUUUUCUCUCUCCUCUAUUGUGCUCAUUGAUUCAGUUUUCUCUCGCAGUUCUUCGCUGUUCUUGAGUUUUCGACCCAAAACCCUAGUUUCGUCGCAAUUUCGCUAGGGUUUUCCCAGCAUUGUUAUGAGAGUUGUUUUUCUUUCAAGAAAUCGAACUAAGUUUGCUCAAAAUUGUCGUUAAUGGCGGAACAUCCUCGGCGUUUUUCGAUCGGCUACGCUUUAGCGCCCAAGAAGCAGAAGAGUUUCAUACGAGAAUCGCUCAUCAACCUCUCUCGUGACCGUCUGAUCGAUUUGAUUAAAAUCGACACGGAUAUACCGUUGAUAGAUCAAGGACCGUUCGAUUGCAUCCUUCACAAACUGUACGGUGACGAUUGGAAGAAGCAACUCGUUGAUUACAAGGCGAAAAACCCUAAUGUCGUGGUUCUUGAUGCUCCAGAAUCUAUUGAGCGCCUCCAUAACCGGAUUUCGAUGUUGCAGGCUGUUUCUGAGUUGAAAAUUGUGCAAAACGACCGCGAAACCGAAACGUUUGGUAUUCCGAAACAAAUCGUGAUUUACGACGCUGAAACACUUCGUGACCAUAGGUCUUGGGAUGGAUUGAAGUUUCCGGUGAUUGCUAAACCCUUGGUUGCCGAUGGAAGUGCAAAAUCGCAUAAAAUGUCGCUUGUUUACAAUCACGGAGGAUUGAGCAAUUUGAAACCCCCGAUUGUUUUGCAGGAGUUUGUAAACCAUGGAGGAGUCAUAUUCAAGGUGUAUGUGGUAGGUGAAUACGUGAAAUGCGUGAAGAGGAAGUCGUUGCCAGACGUUUCAGAGGAGAAAUUGGAGAGUUUAGGUGGAUUGGUCACAUUUUCUCAGGUUUCGAAUUUGGCAAGCAAUGAGAAGACUGAUGAGAAGUACUACAAGAAGAUGCACUUGGAUGAUUGUGAAAUGCCACCGCAGGAGUUCAUCACUGACAUUGCGAGAGGAUUGAGGGAUGUCAUGAAGCUGAAUCUCUUCAAUUUCGAUGUGAUAAGGGAUACAAGGCUCGGAAAUCGGUAUCUUGUGAUUGACAUUAACUAUUUCCCAGGGUAUGCAAAGAUGCCGUCGUAUGAGAGUGUGAUGACUGACUUUUUCUGGAAUGUUGUUGCCAAGAAUGAAAGAAGAGAAGUGGCAGAAAAUGAGGAAAGUGGAGAGAGGAAGUUAGUUGAUAACAUUGGUUGCUGAAAGUGUUCGUCAGUGAUGAAAAUGCAGGACUAAAUUUGUUACAAUAGGUGACAGUUUCUUCUUUUACUUCUUUCCCCUGCCCCAGAAGUGAAAACACAAAAAGAAAGAAAAUGGAGGAUUAACAAUUUCUUUGGAUAGGUGACAGUACAGACUGGUGAACAAUUAGGCUUUCUUUUUUUCUUGUUGAAUAUUUCUUUGUUUCUUUUGUUUGUGGAGACCUGAUUAGUUGGGUGUUUGAUGUCAAAUGAUGUAUAUUCCAUCUUGGUUUUGGAGUUGGUGCUAUCUGAAAUACUUCUUAAAUGUUUGUAGACGAAAAAGAAGGGUUGCUUUGAUGUUUUAGGAAGGGUUUAGUUUGUUCUUUCUUGACAAGUUUUGUAAUCUUGUUUCCUAAAGGAAAUGUUCAAAUUUGUGCCUUUUUCUGGCACUUUAGAUCAAUGAAUUUGUCCAUUUGGUUUA
Molecule: messenger RNA, 1673 nt
Organism: Spinacia oleracea (spinach)
Lineage: Eukaryota; Viridiplantae; Streptophyta; Magnoliopsida; Caryophyllales; Amaranthaceae
Product: inositol-tetrakisphosphate 1-kinase 1-like
Exons: 1
Coding region: 198-1217 (339 amino acids)
Biological process (GO): inositol trisphosphate metabolic process
Cellular component (GO): cytoplasm
Molecular function (GO): inositol-1,3,4-trisphosphate 5-kinase activity; ATP binding; inositol-3,4,5,6-tetrakisphosphate 1-kinase activity
Source: RefSeq, a predicted model, not a curated record